CGCCGAGCCCGCGCCGAGCGGGAGCCGGAGCCGAGCGCGGGCAGCGCGGGAAGGCAGCGGUCUCGGCGGCCCGGGACGCACACCCCCGCCGGGCACGGAGAAGCUGGGGACCACGCGCGAGCAGGAGCGGCAUCCAGGGCGCGGGUAACCACCCGGGUCCGAGGGGAGCACGGGAAAGGCGCCCACCGCCGCUCACCCCCGCGCGCUGCAGACCGAGACGCCCACCGGUGCGGGGUCGGUGGAGGAGCCCGCGGCCGAAGCGCCCGGGUGGGGAUCGGAGGGAGCGCGACCCCUGCGGGCGCGGAGGAGCCGCGGCGCCCGGCCAUGCGCGGACCGCUGUAGCCGGCGGCGCGGGCCCGAUGGAGCGGGCUGGGGCGCGGGGACCGAGCGGUGGCCGCCGCCCGCCAGGGCUCCGGCUCCGGCUGGCACUCGCGCUCCGCCUGGCGCUGCUGCUGGCGCGGCCGCCGUCGGGCCGCUCGGGAGCCCCCGAGGCGCAGGAGCCAGCGGCGCCCAGCACGGCGACCCCGCCGGGGGGCGACCGCUGCCGCGGCUACUACGACGUGAUGGGCCAGUGGGACCCGCCCUUCAACUGCAGCUCGGGCGCCUACAGCUUCUGCUGCGGCACGUGCGGCUACCGCUUCUGCUGCCACGACGGGCCGCGCCGCCUGGACCAGAGCCGCUGCUCCAACUACGACACGCCCGCCUGGGUGCAGACCGGACGCCCGCCGGCCCGCGCCCGCGACGCCGCCCCGCCCCGGGACCCCGCUCGCGAGCGCAGUCACACGGCCGUCUACGCGGUGUGCGGUGUCGCCGCGCUGCUCGUGCUGGUCGGCAUCGGGGUGCGCCUGGGCCUGGAGAGGGCGCACAGCCCGCGCGCGAGACGCACGGUGACCAGGACACUGACAGAACUUCUGAAGCAGCCGGGGCCCCAGGAACCUCUGCCCCCACCUCUGGGCCCACCCCUGGGUAGCUGUGUCCAAGUGCAGAUGGGCGAUGGCCUUCCCCGGGGGUCCCCCCACAACAGCACAGACGUGAAAUGCCUCAACAACGCAACCCUGGGCUCCACCACCCCGGGGCCCCCACGUGGUCCCCGGCUGCUGAGCGGCGGCAGCGUGACACUGCAGCCAGACUACGCCAAGUUUGCAACCCUCAAGGCUGCUGCGCUGAAGGCCACAGAGGCCACGCCCCAGGACUUCUACCAGCGUUUCCCUGCAGCCUCUGAGCCGACUCCGCGGCCUCUCCCGGCGCGAGCCCCGCGGCCCCUGGAGGACCUGCCCUCGCUGCUCGACGCCUGCCCCUGGGCUCCACCGGGGUAUGCACCUCCCGCCUGCCCCACUCCGCCGGCGCCCUACGCGGCAUGGACCGCCCGCCGGCCUGCCCCGCGCGGCCCCUCAGCCACCCAGGCCUCGCCUGCUGCCCGGCGGCCCGGCCGCGCGCCCCGACACCAAUUCAGCGUGGAGAAGCUGCCCGAGGCUUUCAGCUCACAGCAGAUUCCCGGUCUGUACGGCGGUGCUGGCCGCGGGCCCCGACACCUGAGCACCAACAGCAAGGCUGAGGUCACCGUGUGAGGCAUGGCUCCCCCGGACCCUCGAUGCUCUCGAGGGCCAGGAGCACGGUCCUGUGCCCAGACUGGACUGUGCCCAGUCAGUUGUUCUGGCCUUGCGGCCACGCCAGUCUCAUUCCCGUGUAAAUAAACCCUUCCGUGGUUUCUGCCCCAA
Molecule: messenger RNA, 1718 nt
Organism: Cavia porcellus (domestic guinea pig)
Lineage: Eukaryota; Metazoa; Chordata; Mammalia; Rodentia; Caviidae
Gene: Shisa8
Product: shisa family member 8
Exons: 4
Coding region: 360-1568 (402 amino acids)
Biological process (GO): regulation of AMPA receptor activity; regulation of short-term neuronal synaptic plasticity
Cellular component (GO): AMPA glutamate receptor complex; postsynaptic membrane; postsynaptic density
Source: RefSeq, a predicted model, not a curated record